AUGCCGCGGCCCUCUUCCGUGGAUGUGGAGCAUGCGGCGCUGCAGCUGUGUCGGGAGGCGGAAGACCACAUGCGAGACCAUCACUUUACAAACCUCCGCAGCAUCAACACAGGCGCUGAGUCCGUGAAGAGCCAUUUCUCCUGUGGCGCAGAGAACGCCAAGAAAAUCCAUGAGCGUGCGGUGAAGCUUCUGCAGGAGAAGGGCUACCUGCAGUUCAAGGCCUCCAUGGGCAAGCAGGUGGCCUUCUGCAAGAAGGGGGACAUGGAGCCCGCGCGGGCGGAGGAGUUUGAGAAGACCUACAGCAAGUUUGUGGAGGUGACGAAGCGGCCCGGGGAGUCCCAGGACCGGAAAGGGGCCGGAGACAAACAGACGGCUUCCUAUGUUAACGAGUAUCUGAGCCAACAGGGCGCUUGCGCGUGA
This is a messenger RNA of Effrenium voratum, 420 nucleotides long. NCBI's taxonomy places the organism in Eukaryota, Dinophyceae, Suessiales, Symbiodiniaceae. The record is from the annotation of a GenBank genome assembly.